AUGUUACGCACCCUCAUCUCUCGCCGUACCACAGCUCACGUCGGAGGCCACACCGUCUUGCGCUCUGCUAGCAAGGUCGCGACGCAGAGUCCAGUGCCACAGACUGGCGCCAGUUAUAACAUACAAAAAGACACAUCCUCCUGCGUCACCCGCUCGCUCGGCGAGUUCAUGAAGGACGGACGCCUCACCUUGAGAGCCACCGCGUCAACCGACGAGAAGGAUAGGAAAGCUGCGGCUAAGGCGCACAACACAGAUGUCACAAGACUGUUGGCGUCUUCCGCAAGGGUAUUGCUGGUCUACCCUGAUGGGUCGCGGCGUCCAUCCAUGGACGUGUAUCCGCGGGUCGGCGCGGCGGCAGUCGGAUUCCUGGCUGGCUCGACUGGUGGUUUGCAAGAGGUCUUCGCGCGGAGUCGCCGGUUGAAGGGAUCCGCCAGCCUUCAGAUGGCUGAAGUCGUGGGUGCACAUAUCGGUGUGGAAGACGGAAUCGAGUACGCGAAACGUCACGACGUCAAACACCUGCGCAUCCACCCCGACGACGAUCUCGUCGUGAGGUGCCUCCAGAUCCUCGGCGGAGGUCGCAAACGCGACGUUACGGGGCAGUACACUGAUAUUCUGAAUCGGAUGUACGGGUUCCUUAGAGGGGAUCCCUCGAGGUCAAUCCUCGUCGAGUGGGUUCCGGCGCACUGUGGCAUCCCUGGAAAUGCGCGGGCCCAUCAGUUGGCGAAGGCGGUGACGAAGGUUGCAGGCGAAAAUGCGGGUGCAGGUGUUGGUGUUGUGGCUGGGAUGCGCGAGCAGAGUUCUUACAAAGUCAGUAAACAGUUGUAAGCGGCGUGGCAUGUACAGCAAAGGCUCCACGAGAAACUUCUGCCUGGGGCCAUAGGCUAACAGAGGACGCGUUCCGGUGCUUCUAAACCGCCUAACCUCCGCCUGACGUCGACUGCAAUUCUUG
Molecule: messenger RNA, 949 nt
Organism: Schizophyllum commune H4-8
Lineage: Eukaryota; Fungi; Basidiomycota; Agaricomycetes; Agaricales; Schizophyllaceae
Exons: 2
Coding region: 1-825 (274 amino acids)
Molecular function (GO): RNA-DNA hybrid ribonuclease activity; nucleic acid binding
Source: RefSeq, a predicted model, not a curated record